AUGCCCGAAGUCAUUGAGAACCAACGAUGGUAUCCAAUUGUGGGUUGGACGACAUGUCUUCAAGCAGACGAUCCUCCUGCUUGGUGUACUGCUCAUGAAGAAGCGUGUCCUAGUAAAGACGAGCAAAAAGAGAUUGUAUGGCAAGUGUACAAGGGUAAAGAUUAUGAUGAGGAAGGAUGGCUUUAUGGAGAGACGUUUCAAGAUACAUUAGGCCCCAUGACACGCUCUAGUGUCGUUCGCACACGAGUUUGGAUGGGAAGUGAGGCAAAAGAGCAGAAAGAAGAUGCAGGUGUCGAGAUUGGUGAUGCGACAUUGGUGUCAGCAAGUGAAGACGCUUUUGAGACGAGUGAGAAGAAUUUUGAGUGGAAUUUGCUUUGUUCAGCAAGUGAAAAGGAAGGAAAGGAUGAAGCAAAUGACAACGAGGCAGAUGCUGUGGCAGAGUGUAUGAUAAGUGGGGUGGAGAGUGAAGAGAAAGAUGCCAGUAAGUUGUGUGAAUCAGCACAAAAUGCUGAAAAUAUAAACGACAUCGUGUUAGUUGUAUCGGCUGAAGGAGAUACCGAGCCCAGUUCUAAUGAGCCAUCGGGAUCACCGGGAUUCUUUGGUAGACUCUCGUCGGCUGCAUUAUCUUUUCCAUCGUCAGCUUUUGACUUGGCUGGGUCAUCGUCGAAGCAAGCAGUGUAUGGAACGAUACAAUCUAUAAAGGAGGCUUCACUUUUUGGUUUGGAAAUGGCGCAGGCGGCUACGGUAGCUGCAGUUUCGUCGGAAACACAAAUUAUGCCGACACGUAAAGAACGAAAGCACACCACAAAGUUUCUGGAUGAGGAAAAGGAGCCAGAGGUUCUGUCUAUGUUAUCGAAGCGAUUUCCAGAUCUGUCGCCAUUUCAGCGAUCACUUGUGACAUGCUGUGAAGAUGGUUUUGUGAAUUUUGUGUCUCCUCCAGAGCCCACUGAGUCAAAAUAUUGCAAGGAAUGCAACAUUGAGUUUGGUAUGACAAAGUUUCGUUAUCAAUGUGGAUACUGCUCUGAAUCUUUUUGCAGGGACCAUUUGUCCGAGUCCGCCAUUAUCCGCGCGUAUGGACACACAACUCCAUUGAAGGUGUGCAAGAAUUGUUAUUGCGUUUUGAUGGAAAAGAUCAACGAACAGCUAGUUCAAUGGCGCGUUGAGCGUGUAAAAGACUACCUUCGUGAUAAGCUCAUUUUGUACUAUAGUACAGCGACUGACACUGCUAUUGACAAAAUCAUGCGUGCUGCUGAAGGCACACUCGUUGCGGCGAGGUCUGCUCCAAUUGGUGCAGCGGCAAAAAUGGCUGUCGUGAGUGCGGAUUUCUUGCGCAAGUAUGGCAGGGCUGGAUUGCUUGGUUUUAUUUUGCGCAAUGAAUUUAUGCAGUCAUUUUCAACAUUGAAAGGCUUGCUGGGCGACUUGGAUGGUCUUGGAUUUCAAGAUGCGGCCAUUGGCGCGUAUUAUUUUAUGGCGAUGAAUCGUGGCGACCGCGGUGCAGAACCUGAAGGAGAGAAGAUAAGCCAUUACGGGUGUGAGCCAAUCUCGGACGAGCUUUUGUCAAAGGUGCUCAAGUACGCACCAUUAGCAUUGCACGGCAUCUAUGAGUUUGACGUCCUGGACAUUCAGCGCAUAAGCAGGCUGCAAGGAUUUUCUUUAAUAUAUGCGCAAAUUCAAGACCAAGACAUUCGGCACCCUUCCUUUGCACUCCUGGGCAAUAAGGAAAGCAAGACGGCGCUUGUCUUGAUUCGAGGCUCCAAAUCUGUCCAAGACGCACUGACGGAUAUUCAGGCUUAUCCCGAGGAGAUCGGUCUUUCUUCGACAGGUGCGCCUCAAAGCGAAGCAACCGGUGGUUUUGUUGAUGCGUUCGCGCAUAAUGGCAUGCUUAAAGCUGUGAUGUGGAUCAAGGACCGUAUUGUGAAGUCGCUGCGUGUACUACAUCUUGAAGGCUACCACAUUGUCUUUGCAGGACAUUCCUUGGGAGCUGGCUGCGCGGCACUGCUGUCGCUGAUGUUGCAGAAAGAGUUUGAAGAUCUUGAAUGUUUUGCGUACGCCGUACCUGCUUGUGUUAAUUUGAGUGUCGCCGAGUCUUGUAACGACUUUGUGCAUUCAAUCGUGCUUCGAGAUGAUAUCGUGCCUCGCGCCAAGGCAUCUAACGUUCUCAAGCUUGUUGAUGAGCUGAAGAAAUUCAAGGGAUAUUGGCGUGACACGGCAUUAGAAGAUUUGGAAGCGUUCAAGGAGCGAGCGAAGACCAUUUGGGCACCAAGAAAUCGUGAGUGGGCCAAGGAUGCGGCGAAUCAACGAAAGGGUAAACUUGCAAUUCAAGAUAAAUUGUCUGAGCAAGAGAAGGCAAUCUCUCCGGUAGAGCGACCCACGCUGGCUGAGAAAACAGCAGAAGCGGCCAGUCGAGAAGAAAGCAUCUCGACCUGGACCCUUACGCGAACAAACUUGAUUGACCAACUCGACAAAGCCGGUGAAGAAAGCAGUGAAGAAAAAGCACUUGAGUCACCACCCAAGACGCGUCAGGAGGAAGAAAAGAUGGUUGAAGAAUUGGCAACGGUUUUGGUUGAGGAUCCGAAGGAGCUUUAUAUCCCUGGCAAAGUGACGCACAUUUUCUUUUACAAAGGAAUUUAUGAAGCCGUACACGUUGACCGCAAGUGUAAAGAGCUGUCGCACAUUCCGGUUCAGCAGAACAUGCUAAGUGAUCAUCUAGGUCGCAAUUAUUUAAGCGCAUUGCGUGUUGUCCGUGAUGCACGUCGUGCUAAGCCUACACUGCCAGAAUGGGUGCCUUUCAGCACAAAGACCCGCUGCAUGUGUUGUGAUUCGCCUUUCACAUGGAACUCGACGUCUUCUAGUGAGGCACAGCAAAACCGUGACCAGCAUAAUUGCCGACGGUGUGGUGCUCUUGUUUGCGAAGGUUGUUCCGAGAAAUUCAAGUCGAUUCCCGAGUUUGGAAUCAAUGUGCCAGUUCGCGUCUGUGAUCGCUGCUAUUUCGAGGCCUAG
Molecule: messenger RNA, 3000 nt
Organism: Peronospora belbahrii
Lineage: Eukaryota; Oomycota; Peronosporomycetes; Peronosporales; Peronosporaceae
Source: the annotation of a GenBank genome assembly